AUGUCAGGAAAUUACACACGUUCCAUUGCAAGUGCCGGGAGCGAGUCGGUCGGAAGUGGAGGUCUACAGCAUCGAUCAUCGUCCGUCGCCCGCGCCGAGCGUUCAGCUUCCAACCCGGCGUCCUUUUCCCUAGACUACGAUACUGCUCUACCCCCCAUCAAUUUCCACCAAAAUGCCACUCUGGCACACCGACGAACCGGGAGUACCUUGAAAACCGUGAUGCGCAAGAUCUUCAACAGGAAAAGGCAGAGCGCAACAGAUGAAUUGGAGGAGAGCCCCAACGAAGCUCUUUAUUCUCCUCCUGUGAGAAAAUUAGGACCCGCGGGGAAAUCAUUCUUAUCGGUCCCCACUCCCACCGCAUCCAAACGGAGUAGCCCUCUCUCGGAGGAGAAUCUACAAUUGCAAUUUGCGGAAACACAUUUAUCACCAACCUCCGCAACUGGUGGCUCCUUGCCAUCGCCCACUUUACCACGCCCUCGCCGACGAGCAACGCUCCCCAGUGUGAUCUUCUCCGACGACGAAUCCCGGUUUGCAGUAGCGUCUGCAAUUUCCGAUCCUCAGGACGAUCGCAAUCUACAAUUUCAGGAAGGACGUCGACACAGUAUGGUUCAGAACCGAAGGUCUCGAAGUAUAGAAGGGUUGGGGGAAUUGGCGGUUGAACGUGAACGAUAUGAACAAUCACAUGAAGACUGGUCACCCCGCACCACCUCCGCUCCGACUUCGGGACCUGAAUCUAAAUCGCCUCCUAUCGGAAGCUCCAUCAGUGAUCACUCCGCCAGACCUUCCACGGGAAAAACUGUCACAAGCGUGACGCCUGCUUCUGUCGCACCGUCCAUUUCGGAAGCCGAUGAACAAGCCGAACAAAUCAGCCUGCCACCUAAUAUCGGCAAUUUCGUUCACAGCAUGCAACAAGACGACGGUCUAACGGUCGAGCAACGACUGAACACUCUCGAGGUCAAGAUGAUUGACCUGGAAUUCGCAAUCGCCCGUAUGCAAUCCAGUCCCAUCGACAGCCCCACAGAACGCUUAUCCCGAGUGAAACGCACCCCAUCCUCCGAACCAAACACUCUCCACACCCGCAACAAACCUUCCUCCGGGUACCUAGGCGCACCCGACCGCGAACGCGAACGAGACCGCGACCGUGAACGCGACGAAUCUCCAAGUCCCCUUACGACCUUCCCCGCAGUCCGCCCAUCCAGCACAAGCACCAUUCGACAAGAAACAAUGAACAGAAGCCUGCGCGCCGCACCAUCCACCACUUCCCUCUCUGAAUUCAGCGGCGUCUCCAUCGAGCAAUAUAGCACUCUCGUCACACUGUUACGCCGUGAACAGACGGCCCGCCGUAACCUUGAAACCCAGGUUUCUGGCCUUCGCGACGAUCUGCGGCAUAUUCAACGAGCGGCGCUUCAUUCGAUGGAGAUGGGCACCACCAUGUAUCCCAUUCACAGUGUAGAUUCACAGGAAUUUCUGCGGUUCCGGCGUGCGCUUGAUGACUCGGAUUCUUCACCUAUCUCUACCCCUAGAGACAGAGAAAGGGAACGAGAAAGAGAAAGAGAGCGGGCGAAUGUGAAUGUGAAUGUGAAUGGGAAUGGGAAUGGGAAUGGGGAUUACGAGGAUGUGUCGGAAUAUGGGCGAGAUGAUCCUAUCGGACCGCACAAAUGGGAUAACACACCGCGGACAUUGACGACGCCUAUGAUUUGA
Molecule: messenger RNA, 1701 nt
Organism: Penicillium verhagenii
Lineage: Eukaryota; Fungi; Ascomycota; Eurotiomycetes; Eurotiales; Aspergillaceae
Exons: 1
Coding region: 1-1701 (566 amino acids)
Source: RefSeq, a predicted model, not a curated record